Messenger RNA from Cololabis saira (Pacific saury), 3818 nucleotides. RefSeq names its product tyrosine kinase 2 (gene tyk2). Lineage: Eukaryota; Metazoa; Chordata; Actinopteri; Beloniformes; Belonidae. Gene Ontology annotation, cellular component: cytoskeleton; membrane; cytosol. Gene Ontology annotation, molecular function: cytokine receptor binding; non-membrane spanning protein tyrosine kinase activity; ATP binding. The coding region runs from base 148 to 3765 and encodes 1205 amino acids. The transcript is spliced from 23 exons. The record is from RefSeq and is a predicted model, not a curated record. Gene Ontology annotation, biological process: cell differentiation; intracellular signal transduction; peptidyl-tyrosine phosphorylation.
GGCCCCGCCCCCCCGUGACUGACACUUCACGGGAAUCUGAAAGAUCAGCUUCGGAGGGGAAAUACGCUGUUAACCAUCAACUUCAUCGUGUUGCGCUUUUAAUGUCACGACUUCGAAACCUAAACAUUAAAUGUGAUCUGGUGCAACAUGUCUAAAAGAAGAUGGUCCAACUUCCUAAAGCCAGUAACCUUUCCUGAGCCAUGCGAGGCCCCUGGGACACCAGGGAUCCAUGUUUACCUGUUCUCGAGUAAAGAUGGGGAGAGGUACCUGUCCCACACCAGCGGGGACGUCACAGCGGAGGAGCUGUGCAUCUCUGCUGCAGAGGCCGUGGGGAUAAUACCACUGUGCCAUGUGCUGUUUGCACUAUAUAACCCACUAACCUGCUGCUGGUACAGUCCAAACCAUGUUUUCCGUCCUGAAGAGAACUCCACCAUGGUACUUCAGUACUGCAUGAGGUUCUACUUUCGGAAUUGGCACGGACUGAACGAGAAGGGCCCACCGGUGUGCCGCCACACUCUCAAAUCUGACACCGAGAGGGCGGGCGCGCCUCUGCUGGAAUUCACAUCAUUGGGGUACCUGUUUGCCCAGGCUAAGCAUGAAUUUGUAAAUGAAGUGAUUCAGAUUAAAGACAUUGAGUCAGAAGAGGAAUUAAGUCGCUUCAAAAAUGAGAGCUUAGGAAUGGCUGUACUUCACCUCUCAUACCUCGCGGUGCAAACAGAGUCUUCCUUACAGGAAGUUGCUGGAAAAGUCAGCUUUCUGCAGUGCAUUCCAAGGUCUUUCGCCAAACACAUCUCCAGUAGUAAUUUUCUGACUAAAAUCAGAAUCAAGCGAGUGUUUGCAGAAUUCGUGCGGUCCUUCCAGCAUCACACUGUGGACAAGAGGAACCUGAGCACCCAGGAGAUCAUGUGUAAGUACAUCUCCACUCUUGAGCACUUGGCCCCGAGCUUUGGCACAGAGACUUUCCCCGUGACCCGCCUGGAACUGAGGGGGGAUGAGGACGAAAGCAGCUCUUACCCCAACACCCUCCACGGCGAGUGCGUCUCGAAAGACGGCUUCAUAGCUCCCGCCACGCACGAAAUAAUGGUCUCUGGCACCAAGGGCAUCCAGUGGAGGAAGGUGUGCGCUCAGAAGGCACAAGAAAACCCUUACCUCAGGAAUGACUAUCUGAACUACAUGAGGAGAACAAAACAGAAGUCCGGCCAAUCAAAUGAGAACACUCCGGAUAAAUGGACCUCCUUCUGCGAUUUCCCUGAAAUAACUCAUAUAGCCAUUACUGACGCUAAUGUGUGCAUUAGCACUCAGGACAAUUGCUGCAUGGAGGUACAGAUGAACUCCAGCCAGGGGGCCCGUUCCUUCAUCUCUCUCUUAGAUGGAUACUACCGACUGACUGCAGACGCCCACCACUAUCUUUGUCGUGAAGUGGCUCCCCCAAGGGUAGUGCUGAGUGAAGCGAAUCUACUGCAUGGACCUAUGAAUGAUGACUUUGUGAGACACAAGCUGAAAAGGGAGGCAGCAGAGGAGGGCGUUUUCCUCGUCCGUUGGAGCACCAUGGAAUAUAACCGCAUCAUCCUUGCUGUGCUAAACAAAAACGAGAAUGGAUUGGCGCCGGGCCACAAGCAGUUUCGCAUCUUGCAGAAGGGUUCGGUGUUCUCUAUGGAGGGCUGGGACCAGGAAUUCACCAGUGUGAAGGAGCUCACAGACAGCCUCAAGAACUUUGUGCUCAAGUCUGGAUCUGACAGCUUUACUGUCAAAAAAUGCUGUUUGCCAAAACAAGGAGAGAUAUCCAACCUACUAGUGAAAAGGCAAGAUGCUGAUCGUCGCGCUCGGUCUGAAUCCAUGUCUCUAAACCUGAGCCAGCUACGCUUUCACCAGAUCAAGGACAAAGAGAUCACGCAGCAAGUUCAUUUGGGUCGUGGCACCAGAACUAAUAUUUACUCCGGACGCCUGCUGGUGCGGGGAAGAGACAAUGAUGACGAUGUGGAGUUCAACAACAACUUCGCUAACCGCAAAGGCAUUCGAGUGGUGCUCAAGAUUCUUGAUCAAACCCAUAAAGAUAUUGCUCUAGCAUUUUUUGAAACUGCUAGUCUCAUGAGCCAGGUAUCCCACAGCCACCUGGUGUUUGUUCACGGCGUAUCUGUGAAAGGAUCUGAAAACAUCAUGGUAGAAGAAUAUGUGGAGUUUGGGCCUCUUGACGUUUUCCUCCGCAAAGAAAAGGCAUCCGUUACUGCGCAGUGGAAAUUCAUCGUUGCAAAACAGCUCGCCAGUGCCCUCAGUUAUCUUGAGAAUAAACGGCUGGUUCAUGGAAACGUCUGUGCCAAAAACAUUCUGGUAGCGCGCUGUGGUCUAGAAUGUGGCACCACUCCUUUUGUCAAGCUGAGCGACCCGGGAAUUGCCCUGAAUGCCCUCACACGGGAAGAGCGUUUGGACCGUAUCCCGUGGAUCGCCCCCGAGUGCAUUGACAGCGUAGCACCGACUGGCAGCGCUGCUGACCAGUGGAGUUUUGGUGUGACGUUACUCGAAAUCUGCAACAACGGUGAUCUUCCCAUGAGUGGCAGCACGCUGUCUGAAAAAGAGCGCUUCUAUCAGCAAAAGGGCUGCCUCGCUGCACCGUCAUCCCAGGAGCUGGCCAGGUUCAUCAGCAUGUGUUUGACCUAUGAGGCCGAGGAGAGGCCGUCUUUCCGCACUAUUCUCCGAGAGCUCACAGAACUCAUGCUAAAAGGUCAGAGUUUUACCUGCCAGUGUUACUUUCUCUUUGUUUCAACCAAUUUCAGUGCAAUUAAUUAUCAGAUUUUUUUUUUUUUUUCAUGUAUUCUUCUAACAGACCCAGUUAUACCGCUGAGCGACACUCUCCCACAAACAGACCCGAGCGUGUUCCAGAAACGCUACCUGAAAAAGAUACGGGACUUGGGAGAAGGUCACUUUGGGAAGGUAACUCUGUACACGUAUGACCCAGCCAACGAUGACACUGGAGAGAUGGUGGCUGUGAAGGCCCUGAAGCAGGACAACGGUACAGUACCAGACGGCUGGAUGAAGGAGAUUGAGAUCCUGAAGUCCCUCUAUCACUCCAACAUUGUCAAGUACAAGGGCUGUUGCACUGAGCCAGGGAGACGAGAGGUCCAGCUGAUAAUGGAGUACGUUCCCCUGGGGAGUCUGCGAGAGUACCUUCCCAAAAAUAAAAUCAGUACGCCCCAGUGCCUCAUGUUUGCUCAGCAGAUCUGCCAGGGGAUGGAGUACUUGCACUCAAAGCGCUACGUGCAUCGAGAUCUAGCUGCCCGCAACGUCUUAGUGGAAAACACCAGCUUGGUGAAGAUUGGAGACUUUGGUCUGACAAAGUACAUCCCCGAAGGCGAGAUCUACUAUCGUGUCCGUGAGGAUGGAGACAGUCCAGUAUUCUGGUAUGCCAUUGAGUGCUUGAAGGAGUAUAAAUUUUCUUUUGCCUCGGACAUUUGGUCCUUUGGUGUUACGCUGUAUGAGAUCCUGACCCGCUGUAACAGUCGCCAAAGCCCGCCAACAAAGUUUGCCGAAAUGAUGGAGCCAGCCAGAGAUAUGAACGUGAUGCUACUUGUGCAGCUGUUGGAGAAGAAUCAGAGAUUACCUUGUCCCAGAGACAGCCCACAUGAGGUGAAGUUGUUAAUGGAGCAAUGUUGGGAUGCAGAUCCUGCUCGUCGCCCGUCAUUCAAAGAUCUCAUUGAAAAGUUUGAGGAUAUCCGAAAAACCUCUGACUGGCAAUUUAACUCAAACUUCUCCAUGUCUGAGAUCUGCUGAUGGAACUGCGUGAAGAUCAGCUUGACUACUUGUCAUCACUUUGGCAACCCUGU